This is a messenger RNA of Angiostrongylus costaricensis, 360 nucleotides long. Lineage: Eukaryota; Metazoa; Nematoda; Chromadorea; Rhabditida; Metastrongylidae. The record is from the annotation of a GenBank genome assembly.
AUGAUCGACCUCUACGGAGUGGACCAGUCACCGGCUGUUCACGUUGCUGGUUCGGAGAAAUUGAUCUCAAUGCGUCUAAGUAGGCUAGGCGUGAGACAAGUGAAACCGAAACCGUCUUCGCCGCUCACCCAGAGGCAACCUAAGCGUGGGGAAUACACGAUUGUUACGGCGGACUCCAGCGAGAACUGCUCGAUUCCACGUUUCUACGACUUUCAAGAUGAAUUGAAAGUCCUCAAGCAGCAACCGAAGCCACACGUGAAGUUGGAAGAUCUUCGUGGACAAUGGAUGCGAGGAAACGAAUUGGAUGUGAGAAGUGCUGGGACCCGAACAGUAGACGCGAAGACAGAUCAGAUAAAAUAA